This is a messenger RNA of Asparagus officinalis (garden asparagus), 1449 nucleotides long. RefSeq names its product G-type lectin S-receptor-like serine/threonine-protein kinase At1g11410. Gene Ontology annotation, molecular function: ATP binding; protein kinase activity. NCBI's taxonomy places the organism in Eukaryota, Viridiplantae, Streptophyta, Magnoliopsida, Asparagales, Asparagaceae. The record is from RefSeq and is a predicted model, not a curated record. Bases 1 to 1146 code for a protein of 381 amino acids. The transcript is spliced from 6 exons. Gene Ontology annotation, biological process: protein phosphorylation.
AUGGCUUCAAUCCUCGUGGUGGUUAUAUUUUGCACUUGUCUCUAUUGUUUAUGGUGUUGGAGAUGGAGGAAGAGAAAUGCUGUUAGAAAAGCUUUGGUGGCUAGGGCCCAAGCUCUACCGAGCUCAGACUUGCCGUUUAUGGAGCUCUGCACCAUCCAAGAAGCUACAGAUAACUUCUCUGAAGAAAAUAAACUCGGAGAGGGUGGAUUUGGCCCUGUUUACAGAGGAGUGCUCACGGGAGGGAAGGAAAUAGCGGUCAAGAGGCUAUCGGCGAAAUCCAAGCAAGGGACCGUAGAAUUCAAGAACGAAGUCGAGCUCAUCGCGAAGCUUCAGCACAGAAAUCUAGUGCGAAUGCUAGGAUGCUGCGCGCACGAGAAGGAGAAGCUGCUCGUCUAUGAGUAUUUGCCCAACAAGAGCCUAGACGCGUUUCUCUUCGAUUCGAGGAAGAAAUGCGAGCUGGAUUGGAGGAGGAGGCAUCAGAUUAUCGUAGGGAUUGCUCGAGGACUCGUGUACCUUCACGAGGAUUCUCAGCUCAAAGUAGUUCAUAGGGAUCUCAAAGCGAGCAAUGUUCUGCUUGAUAAUGAGAUGAAUCCGAAGAUAUCGGAUUUUGGGAUGGCGAAGAUUUUCGAGGGGGAGGAGAGCGAGGUGGAGAUUGGCAGAGUUGUCGGAACUUUUGGAUAUAUGGCUCCUGAAUAUGCAAUGGAAGGUGUUUUCUCCGUAAAGUCUGAUGUAUUCAGCUUCGGAGUUCUUCUACUAGAGAUUCUGAGCGGUCAACGGAACGGGGCAGCCUAUCUUCAAGAGCAAGGCCAAACUCUCCUUAUACACGCAUGGAAACUGUGGAACGAAAGAGGAGCGAUGCAUUUCAUGGAUCGCACGCUGGAGGACUCCUACUUGAUGGAGGAAGCUUGGAGAUGUUUUCACGUAGGUUUGUUGUGCGUUCAAGAUAAUCCAGAGGACAGGCCUACGAUGUCUUCGGUCAUUAUGAUGCUGCGAAGCGAGCAAGUGAUGCUCUCUCCUCCGACCACGCCCCCAUCUUUCGGUAGAGGACGGCCCUUUGAAUUGGAGGGGUCUUCAUCGGGCACAAAUUGUUCGGAGAAGGUUCAUUCUGUGAAUGAGGUUACGCUCACUCGCAUUGAGCCGAGGUAGCACGCAUGUUGGUAUGGAAAUAUGUCCUUGAUUCCUCUCUCCCAAAGUUUAAUUUUUUGUGGUUUUUGAGGUACCUAGCUGCCUUGUUUUCACAUUUCGGAAUGGUUUUUCUUUGGGCUGCGAGUGUUUUUCAGGCAAAUUAUAUUUCCCUAGCUAUAUAUUUUGUUGUGCUUGCCUUUUUUUUACCCCCCUUCUCUAUUCCAUGAAUGUGAAGAGAAUCGUUGAAAGGCGUGUAAGUUUGUGAUGGAGAAAGUUUUCGUUUCAAUAAAGAGAGCUUUGAGGUCAUGUUUGUCAAAAGUUUAG